Messenger RNA from Vicia faba (fava bean), 405 nucleotides. The record is from the annotation of a GenBank genome assembly. Lineage: Eukaryota; Viridiplantae; Streptophyta; Magnoliopsida; Fabales; Fabaceae.
AUGUUGAUAAAUGGAAGUCCAACAUAUGAGUUUAAGAUGUGCCGUGGACUUAGACAAGGAGACCCAUUCUCUUCGUUUCUAUUCCUAAUUGUUGCUGAAGCAUUCAACUUGAUGAUGAAAAAGGCAAUAGAUUUGAGGAAAUUUCAAGAUUACAAAUUUGAUGAAGUAGAAAAUUCCGAUGAAUGUAUGGUCUUUGAUAAUGAAGCACUCUAUGACAUCUGCUUCAAAACCCUCAAACUCACCAUACCAAGCUGUAAGUGUACUGAAGAAGGAAUGGAUGAGAUGGAAUUUACUGAAGCAGAAAGCAAUAUGAAUGACCUUGUUGCUGAAUAUCAACAAUACCAAGAUGCCCCGGUCGAUGAAGAUGGUGAUGAUUACCAAGAAGAAGAGGAUGCUCAAAGCUAA